Molecule: messenger RNA, 627 nt
Organism: Theileria parva strain Muguga
Lineage: Eukaryota; Apicomplexa; Aconoidasida; Piroplasmida; Theileriidae
Exons: 5
Coding region: 85-627 (180 amino acids)
Source: RefSeq, a predicted model, not a curated record
UCCUAUCACUAAUUGUUACACCUUAUUUAUUAUAUACAUUUUAUAUUUCUAGUUAUCCUUUUAAAACUCAUUUAUGUUUCAUUAAUGAAUGAUUCGUUGACUGAACAACUUAAUGAGCUAGGGCAUCACGUUUCAUGUUUGUACGUAAGCUCGGGGGAACAACUUGACGAUAUUUUUCGUUUGCAGUAUUUAUUGCCUUAUUCAAGGUUUGUAAAUGAUAUGCGUGGUAUUUCCAUUAACGUUGGCAACUUCUUCUCAUCGUUUAUACCAAUUCUUGAUUCCUUCGUUAUUGGACCCACAAAUUUAAUUAAUCCAAAGGACUUCCUUUCACAUUUUAAUAAACUCUCAGUCGCUGAUCUUUUGAAUAUUUCUAAGUCUGAACAAACUCUCUCUGACUGGAAGGAUUUGAGAAAAAGGUACUUGGCCUCUGGACUUAACUUAGAAGAGAUUUCACUUUAUAAAAGUUCUGUUGAGCUCCACAACGACCUGCUUCAGGAACUAGUCAAUCGUACUUCCGACUUUGAUAAGCCUCAAAAACACUCCGAGGCUAACCGUUUCUUGCAAUUAGGAGUUUCUAAACUAAGAAAAAACAAAGAUUUGCUGGACUAUCUCGACUCGUUAUCAUAA